Pararge aegeria (speckled wood butterfly) is the source of this 2621-nucleotide messenger RNA. RefSeq names its product leucine carboxyl methyltransferase 1-like. Gene Ontology annotation, cellular component: cytosol. Gene Ontology annotation, biological process: C-terminal protein methylation. Bases 347 to 1294 code for a protein of 315 amino acids. The record is from RefSeq and is a predicted model, not a curated record. The transcript has 3 exons. NCBI's taxonomy places the organism in Eukaryota, Metazoa, Arthropoda, Insecta, Lepidoptera, Nymphalidae. Gene Ontology annotation, molecular function: protein C-terminal leucine carboxyl O-methyltransferase activity.
CAAACCAAAUGUCAAAACUGCCCUAAAAAUAGUUUAUUGAAUCUUAUUUUCCUAAAUCUUGCUUGUAUCUUGCCCAAUUGGCACACUAAAAGCCAUAAACAAGAAUUGAAUUGAAUUGUGUCUAAAUUUACUAAUACUACUCAAUAAUUUUUUUGUAUAGUAUCGUUCGUGGUAUCGCUUUACCUGUGUACAACUAUUUCAAGUUGAUUGUUUCUGAUUUUGACCCAUGACUACGAAAUUUAUAAUUUAAAAUACAUUAGCGAUAAGUAUAUCAGAAAUCGUAGUUGCUUAGCGUGCAGGGCGGCAAUGUGAAGAGGGGUCACCGGCAGACGCGCUGAUCCGAACCAUGGACAGCUCGAUGUGGAGCACGGAGGACGAGGCCAUCAUCACCACCAACACUGAAGCCACGGAGUGCAAGCGCUGCGCCGUGGAGCUGGGCUACUGGAAGGACGAGUACAUCUGUUACUUCGCCAAGCGUGGCGAACGCAAGGCGCCCGAAAUUAACCGCGGCUACUACGCCCGGGUCCGAGCUAUGGAAAUGUUUAUUCACCAGUUUUUAGAGCGGUGUGGAACAAAGUGCCAGAUCAUCAACCUAGGCUGCGGGUUUGACACUCUGUACUGGCGCCUCAAGGACACCACACAGGCUGUCAGCAACUUUAUUGAGUUGGACUUCCCUGCUGUCACCAGCAAGAAGUGUCACAUCAUCAAACGCAACAAACAGCUGCUUGAGAAAAUAUGCAAAGAAGACGGCGAGGUGGCGUUCCGCGCGGGCGAGCUGCACGCCGACGGCUACCACCUGGUGGGCUGCGACCUGCGCUGCCCGGGCGAGGUGCGGCGCCAGCUGGCGGCGGCGGGCGCGGGCGCGCUGCCCACGCUGCUGCUGGCGGAGUGCGUGCUGGUGUACCUGCGGCCCGCCGCCGCCGACGCGCUGCUGCGCGAGCUGGCCGCCGCCUUCGCGCAGCUGGCGCUGCUGGUGUACGAGCAGUGCAACCUGGCCGACCGCUUCGGCGACGUCAUGCGGCGCCAGCUGGGCGCGCGCGGCGUGCCGGCGCCGGGCGCGCACGCCGCGCCGCCCGCCGCGCAGGCCGCGCGCCUGCUGGCGCUGGGCUUCGACGCGGCGCGCGCCUGGGACAUGGAGGCCGUGUGGCGCGCGCUGCCCGACGACGACCGCGCGCGCGCCGAGCGCCUCGAGCCGCUCGACGAGCGCGAGCUGCUGCAGCAGCUGCACCGCCACUACGCGCUCACGCUGGCCACGCGCGGCGCGCUGCUCGCCGACAUGGACCUGCUGUGCUAGCGCGCGCCUGGGACAUGGAGGCCGUGUGGCGCGCGCUGCCCGACGACGACCGCGCGCGCGCCGAGCGCCUCGAGCCGCUCGACGAGCGCGAGCUGCUGCAGCAGCUGCACCGCCACUACGCGCUCACGCUGGCCACGCGCGGCGCGCUGCUCGCCGACAUGGACCUGCUGUGCUAGCGCGCGCCUGGGACAUGGAGGCCGUGUGGCGCGCGCUGCCCGACGACGACCGCGCGCGCGCCGAGCGCCUCGAGCCGCUCGACGAGCGCGAGCUGCUGCAGCAGCUGCACCGCCACUACGCGCUCACGCUGGCCACGCGCGGCGCGCUGCUCGCCGACAUGGACCUGCUGUGCUAGCGCGCGCCUGGGACAUGGAGGCCGUGUGGCGCGCGCUGCCCGACGACGACCGCGCGCGCGCCGAGCGCCUCGAGCCGCUCGACGAGCGCGAGCUGCUGCAGCAGCUGCACCGCCACUACGCGCUCACGCUGGCCACGCGCGGCGCGCUGCUCGCCGACAUGGACCUGCUGUGCUAGCGCGCGCCUGGGACAUGGAGGCCGUGUGGCGCGCGCUGCCCGACGACGACCGCGCGCGCGCCGAGCGCCUCGAGCCGCUCGACGAGCGCGAGCUGCUGCAGCAGCUGCACCGCCACUACGCGCUCACGCUGGCCACGCGCGGCGCGCUGCUCGCCGACAUGGACCUGCUGUGCUAGCGCGCGCCUGGGACAUGGAGGCCGUGUGGCGCGCGCUGCCCGACGACGACCGCGCGCGCGCCGAGCGCCUCGAGCCGCUCGACGAGCGCGAGCUGCUGCAGCAGCUGCACCGCCACUACGCGCUCACGCUGGCCACGCGCGGCGCGCUGCUCGCCGACAUGGACCUGCUGUGCUAGCGCGCGCCGUGCUGGCUCUGAACGAAACAUCUUUAAAAGUCUGCGACAGAUGUAACAUAUUUCACUACGAGUCAGCCCUCGACUGCGAUCUCCCCCGGUGGUGAGUGCUGAUGUAGUCUAAGAUCGUAGCGGGCUAACCUACCGGGAAGUAUCGUAUUUGAUAUAUUCUUUUGUAAGUACUGGAGGUUCGCAGCCGUAAGCGGGACACGAAUGAGACACGUUUCCCGAUUUCGGGUGCAAACCUCCCGCACUCACUCCUCACCUUACCGUUGUAAACGUGAGCCGCAAUGAGCACAUCUACCCGAUCUUAUGUAGGUACCCAGUAAAUAUGUAUCUUCAAAUUUAUGAAAAUUUAAAUUGCUUAAUGUAAUUAUCUAAACUAAAGUUGAAACUAUGUAAAAUGUAUAGCUGUUUGUUUUCCAAAUAAAUAAAAUAAAAUCAAAAAUC